AUGGUUCUCUACAAAGUUCCGUUCCUCACGCAAGCGUUAAAUCUGAAACAUUCUGUUGCACAAAGGAUGAAGCAAUUUUAUGACAGAGCUCUUCGCUUUGAUAUGGGAACACCUUCUAGGACACUACAUCAAUUUAAUUCGAACACUCAUCUUUCAAAUUGGACGCUCAUCACCGACACAAUAUUUGGAGGAAAAUCCGAUUGUGAAUUGGUCAAGACAAACAAUGAUAGUUGUAUAUUUCAAGGACAAUUAUAUACCCUUACAAAUGGAAAGAAAGUAUUGCCAUCGUUUGCAAGAAUGUGGUUUGUGUAUCCUGCACUUCAUUUAGAUUUAUCAGACUAUGAGGACGGAGGUAUUAAAAUUAAAUAUCGAACAGAGAGACCUGAUGAUUUCCAGCUACAGUUUGAAUUCAAUCAUUUCGUGGACGAUAUUUUCUUUUAUGCUCCUCUCGUUCCAUCAAUUCUUCGAGAACAUACCACAUAUUAUCACAGUGCAGUAGGAUACAAGAUGCAAGCUACAAAAUUUUAUACUGAAAUCGAUCCAGAAAGUGGUGAGGAGUGGUUGGUUUCUGAAAUUCCAUUCACAAGUUUUUGUGUAAAUAAUAUGGGUGAAGAGACGUCCAUUAGCGCCAUUAGAAGAGCUAAAUUAGGUACAACAGCACCUAUUUACGAUAUUUUGACACUUGGUGUUGGAAUUAGCUCGAUGAAUGAGGGACCAUUUAGUUUGGAGCUGAAAUCCAUUGAGGUUUAUCCUGGCAAUGAAACGAUCAAAGAAUUUUGA
Molecule: messenger RNA, 780 nt
Organism: Naegleria lovaniensis
Lineage: Eukaryota; Heterolobosea; Eutetramitea; Acrasida; Naegleriidae
Exons: 2
Coding region: 1-780 (259 amino acids)
Biological process (GO): NADH dehydrogenase complex assembly
Source: RefSeq, a predicted model, not a curated record